Macrosiphum euphorbiae (potato aphid) is the source of this 498-nucleotide messenger RNA. The record is from the annotation of a GenBank genome assembly. Lineage: Eukaryota; Metazoa; Arthropoda; Insecta; Hemiptera; Aphididae.
AUGGUUAGAGGCAAAAAUAGACCUCUAGAACAAAUUGGAAAUCGUAUGGCUGAAUUAUUUUUAAUAACUAAUUCUGAAUGUUCAUUACAUUUGGCCAAAGAUACACAAUUCCCAAUAUUCUCGCAAAAUCAUUAUAACGGUCCUCUUCCAUCAAACUGUAUCAGCCCACAAUACAAGGUUAUAGCUUAUGAAAAGUUCAAAAUUAAAAUUGAAUCACCCAAUGAUAUUUGUGACAGUAAGACUGGUGAUAUAAUAAAAGUUGAAAAUAUUUGUUUCUUUCAAGAUCUUAAUAACUGCAUAAUAGUUGGUAGAAAGUUCUUAAGAUGUAAAGAUUUUUUUUUAAUGCCUUGUACCAGCUCAUCAAUAGGGGUUUAUGAAGUGGACAAUAAUUAUAUGUCAGACAUUAACAUAUGGAAAGUUAAUGAAAUAAUAUUAAAAUAUGUAUCAUUUGAGUACAAGAAAUCAUUUGUUGUUUUUCCAUUACUGCAUACAACCUAA